This is a messenger RNA of Purpureocillium lilacinum, 1575 nucleotides long. RefSeq lists its product as uncharacterized. Gene Ontology annotation, cellular component: membrane. Gene Ontology annotation, molecular function: transmembrane transporter activity. The record is from RefSeq and is a predicted model, not a curated record. NCBI's taxonomy places the organism in Eukaryota, Fungi, Ascomycota, Sordariomycetes, Hypocreales, Ophiocordycipitaceae. Gene Ontology annotation, biological process: transmembrane transport.
AUGGCGCAAACACACAUCGACAAGCCAGACAUUGUCCUGGUCGACCACAGGGACAAGGCCGACGAGGACGAGGAGGCAAAGCCAUCCGCCGUCCAUAUCAUUGACAAUGUCCGUGUACUUGGUCUGAGCGACGAGGAUGCCGACUUUUACAACAACUACUCCGCCGAGAAGCGGAAACGAGUAGUCCGCAAGGUCGAUUUGCGUCUUGUCCCUAUGCUUUCCGUUCUGUACCUCAUUUCGCAUCUCGACAGGGCCAACAUCGGCAACGCCAAGAUUGAAGGGCUCGACAAAGAUCUCAACCUCAAGGGCAACCAAUGGAACAUCGUCCUGUCUCUGUUCUUCGUGCCCUACGUGCUCCUCGAGAUUCCCAGCAACAUGCUUCUCAAGCGAGUGUCCCGACCCUCGACGUAUCUAGGGACUCUCGUCACAGCUUGGGGGAUCAUCAUGACGCUGCACGGCGUGACCCGCAACUUCGCCGGCCUUCUCGUGGUGCGGAUCCUGCUUGGCGUCUUCGAGGCUGGAUUCUACCCUGGUGCAGUGUAUCUGUGCACCUUUUGGUAUAUGCCCGGCCAGCUCGCCACAAGAAUCGCAUGGUUCUACUGCACGAGUGCACUGUCGGGUGCAUUCUCGGGACUCUUGGCAGCGGCAAUCGCCCAGAUGGACGGCGUCGGUGGCUACGAGGGCUGGCGCUGGAUCUUCCUGCUCGAGGGCAUCAUGACUGUGCUUCUCGGCGUCGCCUGCUUCUUCCUGCUCAUUGACUCGCCGUCAUUGUCGACGCGUUGGCUGGAGCCGGAUGAGAUCCGGUUCCUCAAUCUGCAGGGCUUCAUCAAACAGGGCGGUCGCUUCAGCGACGAGAAAGGUACCAGCAACUGGCACGACUUCAAGAUGGUGGUCACAAAUUGGAGGCUGUACUUGCAGGCGUGGAUGCUGCUGUGCAUCUCCGCCUGCUCCUACGGCAUGAAAUUUACUCUGCCAUCCAUUACAAAGGCAAUGGGCUUCAAGAAUACGGCUGCGCAGCUCAUGACGGUCCCGAUCUACGUCGCAGCCUCCCUUUCAGCGCUUUUCAGCUCCUUUUUGUCCGAUCAUUUUGGCAUCCGGUUCCCAUUCUGUGCCAUUCCGCUGUCGCUCAUCGCAAUCGGUUACUCCAUUGUCAUCUCAUUCAGGGGCGAUUUGACGGGCAGCCAUCAGGGUCCCGGAUACUUUGCGCUGAUUCUGUGCAUGAUGGGCAUCUACCCCAUCCAGCCCGCAGGGUCAUCCUGGGCGGCCAGCAACCUCGCGCCCAUGAGUCGGAGAGCCGUCGGUGUCGCGUUCAACAUUUGCUUCGGCAACAUCGGGGGAGUAAUCGGCAGCUACAUGUAUCUUGACAAGGAGGCGCCCGAGUACUGGACCGGUUAUGGGCUGUCGCUCGCCUUUGGAGCGACGGGAGUGAUUGCGGCGUGCAUCCUGGAGAUCAGUUACAAGGUUGGCAACGCACGCAGGGCCAAGCUGUCUGAGGAGGAGAUUCGGGCGCGUUACAGCGAUGAGGACCUUCUCAAGCUGGGGGAUCGGAGCCCACUGUUCAAGUAUACCCUCUGA